UGACCAGCGACUCAGAUAGGAGUUAUUGCGCAGAGGAACGGGAGAAACGAAGAGCAAUAAGGCACGAACACUUGCCUUUGUUAGAACGGUUGUAGCGUUUGAAGAUUGAAGACUACCGGAAAUAUGCAUUCAACAUGGAUUGUAUUAUGAUUGCCUUGUACUUGGACAUGGCACUGCGUAUUAAUAGUGCGGUGGAUAUGCUCUCGGUGUCGUUGGGUAACAGGCGAUCGUUGCAGGAGCUUAUGAAUGCCAUGGGCGACGAGUGGACUUUACACAAGUCAAACGUGAAAGCGUUACUUUUCAGUCACGAAUCGUGCCCUACAUCAAUUUCAGACCUUGUCCAGCAAGCCUUGGCAGCUUGUCAGGCGUCUAUCAUCCCUGACAUGGCCGUGCGCUUCCACGCGCUGGGCAGGAUCAGGACGAGUAUGAUACCAGACGAGCAUAUGUCAGUGCUUGCCAAGAUCUCCCGUGAUGGAGAGCUUUUAGAUUCCUUGAAGCCACUUUCCGUGAAGAAUGACGUCGUGCCAGAAAUCUCAGUGGGAAUGGAUAAACUCACGUUGACCUGUAGUCGCUAUUCGACUCGUAUCAGAAGCUCCACUCAGCAGGUCCUCUAGAUAGAAACAAG
Molecule: messenger RNA, 625 nt
Organism: Pisolithus orientalis
Lineage: Eukaryota; Fungi; Basidiomycota; Agaricomycetes; Boletales; Pisolithaceae
Exons: 3
Coding region: 135-614 (159 amino acids)
Source: RefSeq, a predicted model, not a curated record